Messenger RNA from Eucalyptus grandis, 2040 nucleotides. RefSeq names its product putative laccase-9. The coding region runs from base 56 to 1846 and encodes 596 amino acids. Gene Ontology annotation, molecular function: hydroquinone:oxygen oxidoreductase activity; copper ion binding. Gene Ontology annotation, biological process: lignin catabolic process. Lineage: Eukaryota; Viridiplantae; Streptophyta; Magnoliopsida; Myrtales; Myrtaceae. The record is from RefSeq and is a predicted model, not a curated record. The transcript is spliced from 7 exons. Gene Ontology annotation, cellular component: apoplast.
AGUCAAGAAGACACAAAAAGGGCAAACUUCAUCCGGCGUGUUUGAAUUGCAGAAGAUGGCGAUGCGAUCGCCGUCCGUCUCUUUCUUCCCCACGCUCUUUUUCCUUCUCGCAAACGCUCUCCUCGUUGCCGAAGCCACCAAUGUCCACUACUAUGACUUCGUGCUGAGGGAGACGAACAUCACCAGGAAUUGCACUUCGUGGAGUCUGUUAUUAGUGAACGACAGCUUGCCGGGGCCGACGAUCCAAGUUCACAAAGGCGAUCUCGUGUUCGUCAACGUCCAUAAUCAAGGAGAUUACGGAGUCACACUUCACUGGCAUGGCGUAAAGCAACCUCGCAACCCAUGGUCAGAUGGUCCAGAAUACAUUACUCAAUGUCCAAUUCCACCGGGCACAAAUUUCACAUAUGAAGUAAAUUUUACAACUGAGGAAGGAACCCUUUUGUGGCACGCCCAUAGUGAUUGGACAAGAGCCACGGUGCAUGGUGCAAUAGUCAUUCUACCGGAAGAAGGAAAUACUUACCCUUUUCCUAAGCCAGACGGUGAAGAAAUUAUUGUGCUUGGUUCUUGGUAUUCGCAAGGAGAUGAACUGAAUGCCGACUUAGCCGAAGAUCUAGCUGAAGGCACUGAUGUACCUCGUUCAGUUGGUUAUAUGAUCAAUGGAGAAUUUGGAGAUUUUAUUGCCUGCUCACAAGAUUCGACAUAUCACAUGUAUGUUGAUUAUGGCAAGACCUACCACCUCCGGAUAAUCAAUGCAGCCGUUAGCGCUGAACUCUUCUUCGCCAUUGCCGACCACAACUUGACGGUAGUCGGAAUGGAUGCAGCAUACACAAAACCAUUAGUGAGUUCAUACAUAAUGUUGAGCCCUGGUUCAACCAUCGACGUGCUAUUCACUGCCAAUCAGACCCCAGGAAGGUAUUACAUGGCGGCUCGCCGCUACUCGAGCGAGAGCACAGAUGUCACGAACUUCGACCACGCCGUCACCACUGCCAUAAUCCAAUACAGUGGAAACUAUAGUCUGGACUCAUCACCAAUAUUCCCAGACCAGUCUCUUCCGAGUUAUUUCGACUAUGAUGCGGCAGAUAGCUUCUUGUUCGUGCUCCGAAGUUUGGCAAAUGGAGAUCAUGCGUCGGAUGUGCCUCUCAACAUAACGAGGAGGAUGUUUAUAGUAGCUUCGAUCAGUGCGAUAUUGUGUCCACAUCACGAUUGUGUCAUUGCUCCGACCACGAUCGGUUCUAGUCUCAAUAAUCAAAGUUGGGAGAACCCAUCAACGGAUGUGCUUCAAGCAUAUUACAAGAACAUCAGUGGAGUAUAUACGGCAGAUUUUCCAGAUUUCCCUCCGGUUUUCUAUAACUGGACGGCAGACGAUAUGCCGGAAGAAUCGGCAGUGUCAGACAAGGUGACCAAAGUGAAGAUGUUGGAGUACAACGAAUCCGUGGAGAUUGUCUUCCAAGGGAGCGACAUCUUGCGAGGUGCGGAGAGUCAUCCGAUGCAUAUGCAUGGAUACAGUUUCUAUGUCGUGGGACAUGGCCUGGGCAACUUCGACAAUGAGACGGAUCCCUUGAACUACAACCUGGUCGACCCGGUCCUAGUCAAUUCGUUUGCAGUUCCCCGGAAAGGAUGGAUCGCCAUCAGAUUCGUGGCAAAUAAUCCAGGUGUAUGGUUUUGGCAUUGCCACAUAGAUCGACACAUGAGUUGGGGCAUGGAGACAGUUUUCAUAGUAAAAGAUGGAGGCACUGAGGAAACGAGUAUGCGAGGGCCUCCUUCGUACAUGCCUCCUUGUGAAGAUUCCUACAAUAUUGCCAGGAUGAAAUAUCGCCGUCUCCCCCGUCAAAUCUCUCGCACCUGAGAACACAUGCAGCAAUUCAGAGCUCAGCAGGGGUUGCAUGGCAAUUAUUUGUAGCCAUAUAAUUAGUAGCCUCGUACGUCAAACGAGUUUUCCCCCCUCAAGAUUUCCCGUGGGUUGUCGAUGUUAGAAGUUGUACCAAUUAUGGACACUCAAUUUAAUAAAUUCAUUAAUCGAGAGAUUGUAGUAUAGAUCAA